AUGAACCAGCCUAUGGAUAUCGACCUAUCACUUGACGAGAUAAUCGCCAAGAAGCGAGCAGAGAGAAGAACCUCUAAUCGACACGAUCCAUACAAACGACCCACCAAUUCAUCUCCGGCUCCGCCUCCUAAUCAAACCAGGCGAUCUUCAGCUGCUGUUUCUCUCUCAACCAGUCCUGUCAAAUCGACUCUGACCACUCUCAGCUUCACCGAUAUCAAAUCCAAAUCAUUGGAUCCAUCAUUCCCUUCCUUCGCUUAUCGAUCUCUCGUACCGACCGCAGCAAACUUCAAGAUCCCAUCUAGGGAGAUAUCUGUAGGCAUAUUUCCGAGAGAUAUCACCCCGAACCAAAUUAGAGAUAUGAGCCAAUCUACCGUUGGCCCCGUACAGGAAUUGAGAUUGGAUAGUAAAGGUGUAGCGUGGGUGAGGAUGUUGAGGUUCCAAGGCUGGGAAGUAUGGAGUUUUCUUCAUGGGAAGAUCUUGGAUGGAACUCAAAGGCUUGUCGUUCGAGUAUAUCCUGUUCGACAUGGACCUGCAUCUCAUGGUAGAAGUGGACAUAGAAGGAAAUAG
Messenger RNA from Kwoniella botswanensis, 567 nucleotides. RefSeq lists its product as uncharacterized. Lineage: Eukaryota; Fungi; Basidiomycota; Tremellomycetes; Tremellales; Cryptococcaceae. Bases 1 to 567 code for a protein of 188 amino acids. The record is from RefSeq and is a predicted model, not a curated record. The transcript is spliced from 5 exons.